Messenger RNA from Phalaenopsis equestris, 2643 nucleotides. RefSeq lists its product as uncharacterized. The coding region runs from base 97 to 2358 and encodes 753 amino acids. Lineage: Eukaryota; Viridiplantae; Streptophyta; Magnoliopsida; Asparagales; Orchidaceae. The record is from RefSeq and is a predicted model, not a curated record. The transcript is spliced from 5 exons.
GGCUGAAACCUAGCGUAACGGGUAAAUUUCAAAUUUUUUCAAGCAUCCGUUUGAAGUUCUGCCCAUCACUCUCGAUAUCUUGUUUCUAGAUCCGCCAUGGAAGCGACCUCCUCUUCCCAAGCGGCGAACAAACAGAAGAAAGAGCAAGGAAUGGAAACACCGUCGCCGGUGCUCGGGAGCGGAAGAAAGAAUAUUGAAUUGAAAGAAGCUGGACAUUCUGUUCGGAGCUCUGUAACUAAAUUUGCAUCACAAAUCAAGAAACCCUCACAUCGAAGAAGCCCUUCUCCUCUCAAUUGGUUUCCAAGAAAAAAGACAGAUUCAUUCCUGAUGAGAAAGAUUAGGCUACUCCAGGAAGGUGGUGGGAUGAGCUUGUCUUUAGUUGAAACUCUUGGCAAUGCCAAUCCUCACUAUUCAAGGAUAGCGAGGGAGAAGAUUGCAGCUCAAGAGGCUGCGAGCAAAGCCAUGGAGGCUCAUAAAGCUGCAAUGGUUGAAGCUUCUUGGUGUAGAAUUCUUCAAGCAGCAAGGAUUCAAAGCAAAGAUGCAGAGUCCAAGUUUGAGAAAGCAGAAUUACGUGCUGCAGAAGCUUUUGAAGAAGCAAAGCUAUUGGGAGUUAUGAUGUUCGAUAAACCUGAUUGUCCCAGGAUAUCAUGUGAGGUGUCAUCAUCAUCUUUACUCACUGGGGGAAAAUCUCCACACGCAGUCACUGCUUCUUUCGAAACUGAAUUCGAGGUGGAUAGGGAAGUUGCAGCUGCAGUCAAGAGAGCAUUUAUUAUACUUGCCAACAGUUCCUCUUCCUCCAACAAAGAAGAAUUCAGAGACUUGUUACAAAAUAUUAGGCAGAAUCCUGAUGAUUAUGAAGCUCUUAGUGCGUUGCCCCAGUGCGAAUUUGAUCAUUGUAGUGGGCUAGAAUGCGAAGUGCAUCCCACUGUAAUUGGCACUGAGAUCAGUGAGAAGUAUAAUGAAGUCAGCCAUAGGAAAAGCAGUUAUGGAAUGCUUCUACAAUGCCAUGAUGAUAAUAAGAGCUCUAAUUCAUUUGAAGAUCUUGCAAACAGAAUGGUUGAUAGGCUUAAAGAACUUCAGGAAGAUGAGCUUUCAUCCCUCGCUACUAUCGUCGCUACCUGCGGUUUGAAUGCUGCUCUUCUUGAAAUGCAGAGCAAGCAAGAUCAUGAUUCACGAGGUGGAGCGCCGAGGAAGUCAAAUGUGAACCGGUUAGCUUACCCAUCUAAGGUUAAGAAGGAAGAUACCACCGUUGUGCCUAGUCUGGAUAAGUUCCUAGUGAAACAUGUGUCCAGGCUUGAAAGAGAAGUACAUGAAGCUAAGAAUUCUCAGAAGAAGAAUGAUGAUGUAUUAGAAGAAUCUGAUAAGCACAUUUCUGAUGAUAGAGCUGGUCAACGGACUAGAACAAAAACACAGUCCGCCUCCGAUCUUGGAAGUAUUCUCGUAAAGCGUGUAUCCAAACUUGAAAGAGAAAUCCAUGAAGCUAAAAAUUCUCAGAAGCAAAGACCGAAAAAUUGUGUUACUAUAUCAGGAGGAAAAAAUUAUUCUAAUCAUGAACUGUUGAUUGAAGAAUCUGCUCCUGCUCCUCUUGAAGAGCCUGCUCGUGAUGUCAAGUUUGUUGAGUCAAUUCCGAUAGCUUCUGCUGAUAAAAAGGAAGAAAAGGGGAAUCACAAGUGUAAUGCACUUGUGUCAAACUCGUUGACAGGAGAGAAGAGUCUGGCGCUUAAACUAAGGGAAAUAACAAAUGGAAGCAUGACCAAAUCUGAGCUCAACAAGAAAAUAAUUUCUCAUGAUGCAAGAGCUAACUCGGAAACUCGAAAAUCAUUUUCAUGUCAGACUAAACAUGGAUCAGAUGAAUUCCAACAAGCAAGUCUAGAUAAAAUUCUUGUCAAGCCUGUUAACUGGUUAGAGAGAGAGAAAAUGAAAGCUAUGGCGAAAGGAAAUACGAUUUUGGUAAAAAAAAAGGAUCGGCAACUUGAGAAGAUUAAACCUCUUGAUGAAAUUUUGGUAAACCAUCACCUAAAGAUGGAUAAAACCAAGCUAGCUGCGGUUCAAGAAGGAAGUUACAUUGUAAUGCAGAAAAGAAGACAGCCCGUGGAGAAGAUAGAGAGCCUAGAUGAGAUUUUAGUGAAGCAUCAAUCCAAACUUGAGAGAGCCAAGUUAGAAGCAGCUCAAAAUUCAGAAAAUGAUAUAAAAAAUGUUGAUUCUCGCAGGGAAGCAAGGGAGAGAGAGCUAAAAGAAGCAUGGGGAGGCUUGAGCUUAGGAAAUUCUCUCCGCCCUCAUCUUUCAAAGCUUGAGAAAGACAUGGCUGCCUGGAGAAGAGCUGAGCAGGAAGCAAAGAGCCGUAGAAGGGAGUAUUGACAGUCAAAUUUCUGCAUUUUUUUUCUCUUGAAAGUUAGCCUUCUUUUUUUUUGUUGGGUGCUGCGAUGAGCAUGUGCAGAUGCUAUCUUUGAGUCCCGUUUAAAUAGAUGUUCAAACAGUGGAUCUAAUUUCUCUGACUGAGUUGAGCUUCUGAUUCCAAAUGAUAACUCAUAUUUUCUGAAGCAUCCAUCUAUAAGUGCAGCAUGUACUUAGUAUUGAGAUUAGGAGAAUUUGCAUAUAUAGAACACAUAUUUAAGACCUCAAUUUUGUUAUUUACUUGCAUAA